This is a messenger RNA of Nannospalax galili (Upper Galilee mountains blind mole rat), 2916 nucleotides long. RefSeq names its product argonaute RISC catalytic component 2 (gene Ago2). Gene Ontology annotation, molecular function: protein binding; endoribonuclease activity, cleaving siRNA-paired mRNA; RNA binding. The transcript is spliced from 19 exons. Gene Ontology annotation, cellular component: RISC complex. Gene Ontology annotation, biological process: regulation of DNA-templated transcription; regulatory ncRNA-mediated gene silencing. The record is from RefSeq and is a predicted model, not a curated record. The coding region runs from base 16 to 2640 and encodes 874 amino acids. NCBI's taxonomy places the organism in Eukaryota, Metazoa, Chordata, Mammalia, Rodentia, Spalacidae.
AGCCCCUCCACACUGAUGAAAUGGGAGCCCAGGGAAAGACGUCUAGCUGUGAACACAGUAUGGAGUCUGAGAGCCUUAGUUCAUGCUCCUCCUUCUUCAUCACCGGCACCCCUCCAAGGAUAUGCCUUCAAGCCUCCUCCACGGCCCGACUUUGGGACCUCCGGGAGAACAAUCAAGCUACAGGCCAAUUUCUUUGAAAUGGACAUCCCCAAAAUUGACAUCUAUCACUACGAACUGGACAUCAAGCCGGAGAAAUGCCCUAGGAGAGUGAACAGGGAGAUAGUGGAGCACAUGGUCCAGCACUUUAAGACACAGAUCUUCGGGGAUCGGAAGCCAGUGUUUGAUGGAAGGAAGAAUCUGUACACUGCCAUGCCCCUUCCAAUUGGCAGGGACAAGGUGGAGCUGGAGGUCACGCUGCCGGGAGAAGGCAAGGACCGCAUCUUCAAGGUGUCCAUCAAGUGGGUGUCAUGCGUGAGCUUGCAGGCGUUACAUGAUGCACUUUCGGGGCGGCUGCCCAGCGUCCCCUUUGAGACGAUCCAGGCCCUGGACGUUGUCAUGAGGCACUUACCAUCCAUGAGGUACACCCCCGUGGGUCGCUCUUUCUUUACUGCUUCUGAGGGCUGCUCCAACCCACUGGGUGGUGGCCGAGAAGUGUGGUUUGGCUUCCACCAGUCCGUCCGACCUUCUCUUUGGAAAAUGAUGCUGAAUAUUGAUGUGUCAGCGACAGCGUUUUACAAGGCUCAGCCGGUGAUCGAGUUUGUCUGUGAAGUUCUGGAUUUUAAAAGUAUUGAAGAGCAACAAAAACCUCUGACAGAUUCCCAAAGGGUGAAGUUUACCAAAGAAAUUAAAGGUCUAAAGGUGGAGAUCACGCACUGUGGGCAGAUGAAGAGGAAGUACCGUGUCUGCAACGUGACCCGGCGGCCUGCCAGUCACCAAACGUUCCCGCUGCAGCAGGAGAGUGGGCAGACAGUGGAGUGCACAGUGGCCCAGUACUUCAAAGACAGGCAUAAACUGGUUCUGCGCUACCCCCACCUUCCGUGUUUACAAGUCGGACAGGAGCAAAAACAUACCUACCUUCCCUUGGAGGUCUGUAACAUAGUGGCUGGACAGAGAUGCAUUAAGAAAUUAACAGACAAUCAGACCUCAACCAUGAUCAGAGCAACUGCCAGGUCAGCACCCGAUCGGCAAGAGGAGAUCAGCAAGUUGAUGCGAAGCGCAAGUUUCAAUACAGAUCCCUACGUCCGUGAGUUUGGAAUCAUGGUCAAAGACGAGAUGACAGACGUGACUGGACGUGUUCUGCAGCCACCCUCCAUCCUCUACGGGGGCAGGAACAAAGCAAUCGCCACUCCGGUCCAGGGCGUGUGGGACAUGAGGAACAAGCAGUUCCACACGGGCAUUGAGAUCAAGGUGUGGGCCAUCGCCUGCUUCGCACCCCAGCGCCAGUGCACAGAAGUUCACCUAAAGUCCUUCACAGAGCAACUGAGGAAGAUCUCUCGAGAUGCCGGGAUGCCCAUCCAGGGUCAGCCCUGCUUCUGUAAAUAUGCACAGGGGGCAGACAGUGUGGAGCCCAUGUUCCGGCACCUGAAGAACACAUAUGCUGGCCUGCAGCUGGUGGUCGUCAUCCUGCCUGGGAAAACCCCAGUGUAUGCUGAAGUCAAGCGUGUGGGAGACACAGUGCUGGGCAUGGCCACGCAGUGCGUCCAGAUGAAGAACGUGCAGAGGACUACGCCACAGACCCUGUCCAACCUCUGCUUGAAGAUCAACGUCAAACUGGGAGGGGUCAACAACAUCCUGCUGCCCCAGGGCAGGCCCCCUGUGUUCCAGCAGCCUGUCAUCUUCCUGGGAGCCGAUGUUACUCACCCACCUGCUGGGGAUGGGAAGAAGCCGUCAAUUGCCGCUGUCGUGGGCAGUAUGGACGCACACCCCAACCGCUACUGUGCUACUGUGCGUGUUCAGCAGCACCGACAGGAGAUCAUCCAGGACCUGGCCGCCAUGGUGCGAGAGCUGCUCAUCCAGUUCUACAAGUCCACGCGCUUCAAACCCACCCGCAUCAUCUUCUACCGCGAUGGCGUCUCUGAGGGCCAGUUCCAGCAGGUCCUCCACCAUGAGCUGCUGGCCAUCCGAGAGGCCUGCAUCAAGCUGGAGAAGGACUACCAGCCUGGGAUCACCUUCAUCGUGGUGCAGAAGAGGCAUCACACACGGCUCUUCUGCACCGACAAGAACGAGCGCGUUGGGAAGAGUGGGAACAUUCCAGCAGGCACAACUGUGGACACGAAAAUCACCCACCCUACCGAGUUUGACUUCUACCUGUGCAGUCAUGCCGGCAUCCAGGGGACAAGCCGGCCUUCCCACUACCAUGUCCUUUGGGAUGACAAUCGUUUCUCUUCUGACGAGCUGCAGAUUCUAACCUACCAGCUGUGUCACACCUACGUGCGCUGUACGCGCUCUGUGUCCAUCCCGGCUCCAGCGUACUAUGCUCACUUGGUGGCCUUCCGGGCCAGGUACCACCUGGUGGAUAAAGAGCAUGACAGUGCUGAAGGAAGCCAUACCUCCGGGCAGAGCAAUGGGCGAGACCACCAAGCGCUGGCCAAGGCGGUCCAGGUCCAUCAGGACACGCUGCGCACCAUGUACUUUGCUUGAAGUGUUCUAGAGUUCAGCGAUUGUGCACCAAGUUGGAUUCACAUGAGACCAGCUACACUCAGACCAACAGAUGCCCAGCCCUUCUCUGACAGCCAGCAUCGAACAUGAGACGUCUUGGUUUAUUAGAUUCUCCAUUUUCCAGAAUGCCUUCCGUCCCGGAUUUCAAACUUGGAUUUUGAACUGCAGACCUGUAUGAGACCCCACUGUCGUAGGAAAUAUGGUUUGCCAAAAUCUAUAAGCUGCUUAUUGAAAUAGAGUCCCGUGUUUCCUAAAAAA